CAACCAGUUCUUGUCCGUCAGUCCGCCAGCCAUGCGUUCUAUCGUCAAUUGUCAGCCACACAAUCCGGCAACAAGAUAGCGUGCACGAUUGAGCUCAGUGCUCACUUUUCGAUUUUCCGACACCAUUCAUGGUUCGCUGCACACUGCUACUGGCGCUUCUCCUCUCGCUCGUUGCCGGCGAGCCCCUCCAAGCUGGCGCGUGCGGCGUCAAAGCUUGUCCGCGCCUGCAGCAGCCGCAGUGCGGCUCGGACGGCGUCACGUACAUGAAUGCGUGCGCUGCAGACAAGAUCAAGUGCGGCAACCGCAGGUUUACAUACAAGGCCGGCAGUUGCCCCAAGCCGCGCCACCCCAAAGCAGCUGAUGACUCUGACACGAUCACGUUUCCUACUGCUGUUGCGACUCCGCAUCUGCGCGUACGCCCGGCCACUGACCGUCUUGCAGACGAUUAACUCGAGUGACUUUCGAUCGUAGAUAACUCGAAAUACGCCUAUGCAUCAUAC
Molecule: messenger RNA, 500 nt
Organism: Saprolegnia diclina VS20
Lineage: Eukaryota; Oomycota; Saprolegniomycetes; Saprolegniales; Saprolegniaceae
Exons: 1
Coding region: 129-449 (106 amino acids)
Molecular function (GO): protein binding
Source: RefSeq, a predicted model, not a curated record